This is a messenger RNA of Papaver somniferum (opium poppy), 4664 nucleotides long. RefSeq names its product rust resistance kinase Lr10-like. Lineage: Eukaryota; Viridiplantae; Streptophyta; Magnoliopsida; Ranunculales; Papaveraceae. Bases 149 to 2056 code for a protein of 635 amino acids. The transcript is spliced from 2 exons. Gene Ontology annotation, molecular function: protein kinase activity; ATP binding; polysaccharide binding. Gene Ontology annotation, biological process: protein phosphorylation. The record is from RefSeq and is a predicted model, not a curated record.
AAGAACCAUCAAAUUCCGGUGGUUCUCACCCUUCCUCCUAUCAGUGUUAUUUCAGUUGUGACUUCAACGGCCAUCCAAAAAUACUAGUCUCAGCUCUAUCGGCACCAAGCAAUUUUCUAUUUUUCCGUGUCGCCAGUGGGUUUUUGAAAUGAGUCGUACAAGAGAGAAGGCCUUUGUAUAUUCAAUUAUCCACAGUAUCAUCAUCCUUCAGCACAUCAUAAGAACUAGUAGUAUUGCAACUGCAAGCAAAAAUGCUUGUCCAAGUUCUUCAUGUGGAAGGUUGUCUAAUCCACAAAUUCGGUUUCCGUUUCACUUAAAGGGUCAACAAUCAAAUCAAUGUGGAUAUCCUGGGUUCGAGUUAUCUUGCACAAACAAAAAUAAAGCAGAAAUCGAGCUACCAGUUUCAGGGAAGUUUCUCGUAAAGGACAUCAAUUAUGCGUCCCAAAGUAUGGAAAUUUAUGAUCAAAACGGCUGCAUACCACGGAGGCUUAUGCUUAGUGGUUUCGACCUCUCUGGUACUCCUUUCAAAACACAGUUACAGGGGAACUAUACCUUCUUUAACUGUUCGAAGGAUAACACAGAUGGACCAGAUCGGCGAACAUUUGCAUAUGAUUUUAGAAGCAUAAGUUGUCUAAGUAGUGGUUCAUACAAAACCUUUUAUCUCGAUCCAAAUGAGUCUAUUGCAGGGUUUUCACGAGAAGGCAAUUGUAGGAUCUCGGCAGUUUCGAUUAGAUUGCCUUCAUUUGAUAGUAGCGAGGAAAACAGUCUUUUCAUGCACUGGGAUGAACCAAAAUGCUCUCGUUGUGAAAUUGAUGGAGGGAAAUGCAGAUACGAAAAUCAUAACUCUAGCCUUUCCGUUGGGUGUUUCGGGCCUUUUAGCAUUCCACCCGGACCACCACCUCACCACAAAUCCAAAGGAAAGCAGAUAGCAAUAGCUGUGAGCUUAUCAGGAAUAUUUGUUUACGCAUUAUCUGUGCUGAUCAUAUUUAUCAAAGUAUUCAAGAAGGCUGAUAUGGAAGAAAAAGAAAAUCUAAGAAUCGAACAGUUCCUGGAAAACAAUGCUCUCAAGCCCACUCGAUAUAGUCAUGCUGAAAUAAAGAAAAUCACAAAUAAAUUUGAGACCAAAUUAGGCCAAGGAGGAUAUGGCAGCGUGUUUGAGGGGAACCUUACAAAUGGUAUCCGAGUAGCAGUAAAAAUUCUAGACAACUCAGAAGGAAGCAAUAAUGGAGAAGAAUUUGUCAAUGAAGUUGGCACUAUAGGUAGAAUUCAUCAUUUGAAUGUUGUGCGCCUUUUGGGAUACUGCGUUGAAGGAUCCAUGAGAGCUCUUGUUUACGAGUUUAUGCUGAACAGUUCCCUGGAUAGAUUUAUAUUUUCAGCUGGGAAAGAUAAGACAUCGAUAGACCUUGGUUGGCCGAAACUUCAAGAAAUCGCUAUCGGUAUAGCUCGUGGUAUGGAAUAUCUUCAUCAAGGUUGUGACAAGCGUAUUUUACAUUUCGAUAUCAAACCUCAAAAUAUAUUGUUAGACCACAACUUUACUCCAAAGAUAUCCGACUUUGGCCUUGCAAAGUUAUGUACCAAAGACACCUUUGUCAGUGUAUCGAUGGCUGCCGCUAGAGGAACAAUGGGCUACAUUGCACCUGAAGUUUUCUCGAGAAACUUUGGUAUCGUAUCGUACAAAUCUGACGUGUAUAGUUUUGGAAUGUUGUUACUUGACAUGGUAGGAGGAAAGAAGAAUACCCAAAUUUUGAUUGGAACACGUAGUGGUGAAGAUGAAUACUUUCCAGAGUGGGUUUAUAAUCGUUUGAAUCUGGGAGAAGAUUUAGGAAUUCUUGCUGAAGCGGAAGGUUUGGAGAUAGUAAAGAAAUUAGCAAUGGUUGCACUCUGGUGUAUUCAGUGGAACCCUGUUGAUCGCCCUUCCAUGAAUGCAGUCCUUCAUUUGUUAGGAGGGAAUACUGAAAACUUGCUCAUGGCACCCAACCCUUUCAUCUCGAUUUCAAGUUCUUCAAGUGUUAAUCAUAGUAAUGAGACUGAAUUAACCGUAAUCUUAGAAGAUUAAGAGCAAGGAUAAUGUAACGUGGCCUUAUGUUUAUUUUUUGCAUGUUUGUCCGUUUGUAUGAAUCAGUGUGCUGCACAGAUGAAUUUCAAGCUCAGAGUCAUAAGUAAAAGCAGAAGAACAUCUGAAGCUAGUGAAGCAGUGCAGCAAGCCAGUGAAGCAUUGUAGGUUAAGAAUGUCAGUGGGGCAGGAUAAAUAGUCACAUGUCUAGUGUGUUGUCUGCACAUGUGAAGUAACGUGUGGCUGUUCUUAACUUGUACGGAAAACUAUAAAUGCUGUCCAUGUAUUUCAUUUCUUCUGUAAUGUGAUAGUCUGUAUGUUCUCUGAGAAACAAAUGUUUCUUUUCAUCACCAUUAACACCAUGUUAUCAUGGUAUCAAGCAGGUUAGAUUAGGGUUUCUUCAUCAACCUUUUCUAUUUUUCGAUCCUGUAUAUUCACAGUACUUCUCAAGUAUCUGUUGUUGUUCAUCUUCAUAGUUUGAAGAUUUGAUUCCUCCUCGUGGUGUUUGUUGGUGAUUCUUCAGGUUUUUCAGUUUCAAGAUCUCAUUCUGUCGAUCUUGAUCUCUUCCGCUGUUAUCUUUCUUUCACAAUCAUCAAGAUUUGUGAUCAAUUCUUUACUUUCUUGAUUUAUUUAUUUUUGGGUUAUUUCUCUCUUUUCUUGAAUCUCAUAUCUAGUUUAUGAUUCGGGAAUUCACAUCUGUACCAUCAUCAUCAAUGGAAAAUCCCACACAAUUACGUUUUCUAAGGUUUCUCUCAAUCAAAUCAACAAUUUUGUUACUUUGAAGCUUAAAGAAGAUAAUUAUUUACUUGGAGAAAUUUGAUGCAUCCAGUAAUUCAAAGGUACAAAUUAAUGAAGUUCUUAGAUGGCUCCUUUCCAUGUCCACCACCGUACUCAUCACCACGUAAUGAGGCUAAUGGAAUUGAAAAUCCUAACUAUACUGACUAGAUUGAAGAAGACUCUACAAUCAGAAUGUGGAUUAACUCAACCACUUCUGAUUCUGUUAUUGCUUAUUUCUCAAGAUCUACUUCAUCUUAUCAUCUGUGGAAGAGUAUUGAAGAAAGAUUUGCAAGAGAAUCUUCAACUCACUUUAUUCAGUUAUGCACAAAACUUCUCAAUAUUUCUCAAUGUGAUAAAUCAAUCACAGCUCUUAUUAAUGAAAUUAAACUCCUGUCUGAUUAGUUAGCUGCAUCUGGAGAGAUUGUCUCAGAUAGAGAAUUGGUGGUUAUUACUCUCAAAGCACUCAAAUCUGAUCAUAUUCCUUUUGCUACUUCUGUGCAGCAUAGGAAUCCACCAAUAACUAGUAUUGAGUUGCAUAACAAUCUACUAAAUGAAGUUGCAAACUCUUUAUCUGAUGCAUCAUUAUUUGUUCAUAAAACUGGCUCUAAAAUCACAGUGGCUCUGGUAUAUUUUGAUGAUAUCCUACUUACAGGUUCUUCUUUAACUUUUCUGAAGUAUGUUAUUACUCAACUGCAAGCUAGCUUUCCCAUUAAAUAUUUGGAUAACUUACACUACUUCUUGGGACUUGAAGUUUUGAAAACUACAGAUUUUUUGUGCUUAUCACAAACCAAGUAUGCAGUUUACCUGUUGCACAAACAUCAUAUGGAAGGUGCCAAACCCUGUCAAACUCCCAUUUAUGCUACUGAAAAAUUAACUCAAGCUUUUGGUGAUCUUCUUCCCAAUCCUACAGGAUAUAGAUCUUUGGUAGGUGCUUUACAAUAUCUUAUAUGGACAAGACCAGAUAUCUCUUUUGUAGUCAAUUUAGUUUGUCAGUAUAUGCAGAAUCCUAGAACUGAUCAUCUAAUGGCUGCUAAGAGAACACUGAGAUAUAUUAAAGGCACUUUGAAUUAUGAGUUGAAGUAUACAAGUGGUAGUUCUUUUCUGUUGGGAUUUUCAGAUGCUGACUGGGCUGGUUCUCUUGAUGACAGAAAAUCUACAGGUGGUUACUCUAUUUUUCUGGGCUCCAAUAUCAUCUCUUGGUCAUCCAAGAAAGAAUCUACUAUUGCCAGAUCAAGUACUAAAGCAGAAUUUAAAACUCUUGCCAACGGUGCAACUGAAAUGAUAUGGAUAUGCUAUGCGUUGAAUGAUCUUCAUUUUCCAGUUCCUGGUAUUCCCAGAUCAAAUAGGCUGUGAUAACAUUACUUCCAUCUCUUUGGCCAGAAAUCAUGUUCUGCAUACUAAAAUGAAGCAUGUUCAGUUAGAUUUUCACUUCAUCAGGGAGCUAGUGCAUACCAAAGCUUUGGAUGUUUUCUAUUUUCAUACACUUGAUCAAGUUGCAAAUAUUUUUACAAAGGGUCUUCAUGGUCCAAGGUUUCAAUACCUCAGAUCCAAACUAAGACUUACACCCAUUAGUUUGAGGGGGGAUAAAAGCAGAAGAACGCCUGAAGCUAGUGAAGCAGUGUAACAAGCCAAUGAAGCAGUGCAGGUUAGGAGUGCCAGUGGCGCAGGAUAAAUAGUCACAUGUCUAGUGUGUUGUCUGCACGUGUGAAGUAACGUGUGACUGUUCUUAACUUGUACGAACAACUAUAAAUGUUGCCCAUGUAUUUCAUUUCUUUUGUAAUGUGAUAGUCUGUAUUUUCACAGAGAAACAAAUGAUUCUUUUCAUCAUCAUUAA